AUGUUCAGAUCAGUAUUCCACACCGCCAGGCUCAGUGCCAGAAAGCCGUUUCCUUCGGCCUUGGCUAUUGCCAACCCCCGCUUAGCCAGAUUCAUUUCCACAGAAAUCAAAGAUGCCAUCGAUAAAGCCGUUCUGAGUUCUCCAGUGGUGCUUUUCAUGAAAGGUACUCCUGAGUUCCCUCAGUGUGGCUUUUCUAGAGCUACUAUCCAGAUCUUGGGUCAGCAGGGCGUCGAUCCCGUUAAGUUUGCUGCUUACAACGUCUUGGAGGACCCUGAGUUGAGAGACGGUAUCAAAGAAUACAGCCAGUGGCCUACCAUUCCUCAGCUAUAUGUGAACAAGGAGUUCGUUGGAGGCUGUGACAUUGUCAUGUCGAUGGCUCAGAGUGGCGAGUUGGCCGACUUGUUGGAGCAGAAUGAGUGCUUGGUUCCUGAGGAGGAGGAGGAGCCUCUGGAGGCCAACGUCAAGCCAUCGGAGAGAUCUUAA
This is a messenger RNA of Candidozyma duobushaemuli, 483 nucleotides long. RefSeq names its product monothiol glutaredoxin. The transcript has a single exon. Lineage: Eukaryota; Fungi; Ascomycota; Pichiomycetes; Serinales; Metschnikowiaceae. The record is from RefSeq and is a predicted model, not a curated record. Bases 1 to 483 code for a protein of 160 amino acids.